AUGGACAAGAAUGUACGAGAUCGAAAAAUAUUUUGCAGAGGAAAAUUCAAGACUCUUAUAUUUACUAUUCUGAUACUUUCUGGAUCUAUUAGAAUCAGUGCAAAGUCAAGAUCAAGUGGAGGAAAAUCAAUCGCAAAAAGUUCACUCCCCGGACUUGGGAAACUGCAAAGCAACAAUUUAGGAACAUCCGACAAAAACAAGAACCCAGAUACUGUCCACGAAUUAUCUGGGACUAAUACAGCUCUUUAUGCUUUGAAACGCUUUUUAAUGACGGGGUAUGACAAAGGAAUGAGGCCUGUACGUAAUGAUACUGACAUUCUCGAGGUUGAAGUUGACGUUAUAUAUCGACAAGUUUUGGACAUGGACGAAAAAAAUCAGAUUCUGAGCAGCCUAGUCUGGUACAGACAGCAUUGGCAAGACAUUUAUCUUCGUUGGGAACCAGAACAUCACCAAGGACUUGAAGAAUUAUGGCUGCCAGCUGAAUCGGUUUGGAGACCAGAUAUCGUCCUCCAAGAAGAAACAGGAACAAAAGAUUAUUCCCCAAGACUACCUUUCGUGAAAGUCAAUCACGACGGCCAUGUCGAGUACCACGAACCUACGUCUUUCACAACAACUUGUUCAAUGAAUACAAUGCAUUUCCCAUUCGACGUGCAGCAUUGUACACUGACAUUCAGUUCAUGGACUCAUCCUGGAUCCAAGAUAUCUCUCAUGCCCGAGAGGAAAACUGAGCAGAUGGUGAAUGAUAUUCAAGUAUUUGUCAAUACCGGAGAAUGGAAACUACAACACGUUGGAGUCAAAAUACAGACUGCAAAUUAUUCGAGCAUAAUGGUGGAAUCUGCUUCUGAUUAUACUGACUGGCCAGAAGUUGUUUUUACAGUUACACUAAGAAGAAAUUCAUCUUUCUACAUGCAAAGCAUGAUGUUCCCAAGCAUCCUUUUGACAUCAAUUGCUCUGCUGGGAUUUUUUCUUCCUCCAGAUAGCGGUGAAAGAGUAGGAUUGCAGAUUACAAUACUUUUGACAUUUAUGGUAUUUCUUCUAACAGUUUGUGAAAUGUUUCCAGCUUCGACUGGACCUUAUUUAGGGACGUAUUACGUGAUAUGUAUCUUUCUACUUGCGGUAAAUUUGUUGAUGACAGUUCUUGUACUUCGGUUAUAUUAUCAUCCGUGUAAACCGGUUCCUACGUGGAUCAAAACAUUUUUGUUUCAACUUGGUCGUUGUUGCUUUUUUGAUGUUACUCAACUCGAAGAAUUUAGAGAUUUUUUGGGAGAUCAGAAAUCUGGUGUUGGUAAAAUUUCCGAUAAAAAAUCCACUAAUAGAGACAAAUCUCCACGACCGCGCGUAGCAAAGAGUUGUUUAUGUAACGUCAUGCUGUCGUGUUUGAAAGAAGUAGAUGAACACACAUCGCCACCUGGCGGUAGAAUUAUAAAUAAGAGAGAAUACCAUUUUCGACACAGCAAACUGCAUUUAUAUGGCGACCAUUCUUCUCCCCCGUACCAAAGAUCAAGAGUAUUUUCAAUUAAAAGAAGUGCAAGAUUGAAUAGAUGCGAUGAAUGUGUAAAUGAUGUUUCGCCAGGAUCGCUCAGUGAUGGAUCACUGUUCAGAGAAUGUAUAACUCCACCUUUGAAAAUGGGUUCACAACAAAAAAAACAUUUCAGAAAAUAUCUAUACGAUCGAAAUGAAAUUAGGGCAGACGGUGGUCCUACGGGCGAGGAUAAAUCUCUAUUUCGCAUACCACAAUGUACAUAUAGUGAAUCUAGAGCACCUAUUUUUCCGAAAAAGACGUAACCGAUUCCCAGAUCAAAAUAGAAACUCGUCUCACAGGACGACAGAUAAACGUGAAGAAAAUUUACAAUCUCAUAAAAAGAAACUCAAAAAUGACACAGACAUGGUUGAAAUUUUCGGAAAAAUAACUGAUGUUUUGGAUACAAUGAAAGAUGUAAUCAACGACG
Molecule: messenger RNA, 1949 nt
Organism: Styela clava
Lineage: Eukaryota; Metazoa; Chordata; Ascidiacea; Stolidobranchia; Styelidae
Product: 5-hydroxytryptamine receptor 3A-like
Biological process (GO): monoatomic ion transmembrane transport
Cellular component (GO): postsynaptic membrane
Molecular function (GO): acetylcholine-gated monoatomic cation-selective channel activity; transmembrane signaling receptor activity
Source: RefSeq, a predicted model, not a curated record